Ylistrum balloti is the source of this 2722-nucleotide messenger RNA. RefSeq names its product protein mab-21-like 2. Lineage: Eukaryota; Metazoa; Mollusca; Bivalvia; Pectinida; Pectinidae. The transcript has a single exon. Bases 489 to 1595 code for a protein of 368 amino acids. The record is from RefSeq and is a predicted model, not a curated record.
CUGAAAGGACACAUAUAGUAGGCUAUCGGAGCAGUAACUGUAGUCAAUGCAUACAAUAGCGUUUCUACUCGACGAACUGAAGACAAUUGGUGUAUAGAUAGAGUUUACUAUCGUUGAAUACAUACUCCACUGACCAUGGAGGGAUAGUAGUGGCGAUUUUUUUCAAGUACGGAGUAAGUGGUCACUUACAUACCUACGUGGGUGUCACAUCUGAACCGUGGUGGCUCUUACCUGGACCGUCUGACGCCUGUUGCACACACUUGUAAACAAAACGGUGAGCAGGGACGAGAAGAGACACGGUGCAUCUCAUCAAUAGAUGACAUCACAAUCAUGUUACCCCGUUUUAGUGAUUAAUAACAUAUGAUCUGUUCCUGGACUUUUCUUGAAUGAAAGGAAAAGAUAUUCUGGAUAUUUUUGUGGCUCCAAUAUUUUUUGGACAUCUAUACUUGUCAUUAACAUAACAUCUUUUUGAUAUUAAAACACUGACUAUGCUUCUAGAAGGCGGAUCAGCAGAUAUGUUAGCUGCGCAAUCUAAGAUCUUGUUCCAAUUGAACAAGUACUAUAAUGAGCGGGUGCAGUCGCGACAGGGUGCCACCAUGAAGACCAUUCGUGAGGUGUGCAAGGUGGUGCAGGAUGUACUCAAAGAAGUAGAAGUCCAGGAGCCUCGAUUUAUCAGCUCUUUGAACGAAUCCAAUGGACGAUAUGAAGGUUUGGAUGUUGUUUCCCCUACCGAAUUUGAGGUAGUGCUUUAUUUAAACCAAAUGGGUGUGUUUAAUUUUGUUGACGAUGGUACGAUACCUGGUUGUGCUGUUUUGAAACUCAGCGAUGGUCGGAAACGGUCAAUGUCGUUGUGGGUGGAAUUUAUCACAGCGUCAGGGUAUCUCUCCGCCAGAAAAAUAAGGUCUAGGUUCCAAACUCUAGUCGCACAAGCAGUGGACAAAUGUAGUUACAGAGACAUUGUGAAAAUGGUCGCAGACACGACCGAGGUUAAGCUUCGGAUUAAGGAAAGGUUUGUGGUGCAAGUGACCCCAGCUUUUAGAUGUGGUGGUAUUUGGUGUCGUAGUGCUGCACACUGGCCUGUACCCCAUAUACCCUGGCCAAACCCGAACCUCGUAGCCGAGGUCAAGACAGAGGGAUUCGAUCUACUAUCCCGUGAAAGCAUCUACAUGAAGGACAAACAGAGCGCAGCCGAAGGGGAUGCAUGGGCCAUGUCGUUCAAGUAUGCCGAGGACAGACUUCUGUAUGGGGGGUGCAGGCGGAAGUGUCUAAGUAUCAUGAAAACCUUCCGCGACAGACACCUCGACAUUCCGGGACAGCCCAUCACCUCCUAUAUCAUGAAGACCCUACUUCUGUACGAAUGUGAAAAACACCCGCGAGAAAUCGAAUGGGAUGACACGUGCUUAGGGGACAGACUGAACGGCAUAUUACUUCAGCUUAUUUCAUGUUUACAGAACAGGAGAUGUCCACAUUAUUUUCUACCAAACGUUGACUUAUUUAAGGGCAAAACCACAUCCGGAAUGGACAAUGCUGCAAAACAAGCGUGGCGAAUUCUCCGGGAACUUUUAACGAAUCCAAAAAGUUUAGAAAAGCUUUAAAUGUAUUUUGUCUGUGAUGUUGUGUAUUCGUGGAACGCUGAAUGAUGUGUUGUUAAAUCAGAGGUCCAGUAUCAACAGAAAUUUAUCGUAGAUUGAGAUGUAUGGACGAAUUCCCUAUCUAUCAACCAGACAAGGAACAUUGGGAUAUUGCUGGUAGGCAUAAUGAUAAAAACAAAAGUAAAAUAUAUUAUAAGGGGGAAAUCUUCAUUGUUAAUAAGUCUUUUCUGAUUUAUAAAAGAUUUCAAUGCUUUAGCGUGAAUUUUAUUUUGAAUUUGAUUGUAUAAUUUACCAAAUCAUAUUAGUUAGUCAUGCGAGUUAUCAUAGACAAUUUUUUGUGUGAUUCAACGUAACGUGGUAUGAGUUAGUGAGGGUAAACGGUAAACGAUAUAGGGAAACAAUUUUAAAAAAACUCGGGAAUGGGGGAGCGGACAACAGCUGACACUUGUCUCCAGUACACGGUGAGAUAGGACUAGAAGCUGCUUUACUGUUGACGAUAGAGGUCAUUGCCGGCUGAAACGCAUUAACCUGAUAUACAAGGCUUUUUGGUGCAGUUGUGUGAUGUAAUAAUACCCAAAUGUAUGGAUUUAUGCAGUGGAUUGAGAUGUGUUUGGAACAUAUUGCUAAUCUCGGUGAGUGCCAAUGUAAUGAGUUCUGAAAGAAAAAAUAGAGAAAAUCAGAGAAAACUAAAGAAAAUUAAAACAAGAAAUACCUCUGUUGCCGGAACAUAUAUCAAAUUUAAAUGACAACCUGUCGUGUUUAUUCGGUACAGAGUGAUAAUAAACAAUGCGGUAAGGAUACAUGAGCAUUUUGAUACCAAAGAUAAGCGAGUUUCCUGUAGUAGAGAACUGGAUUAAUCUAUGAAUGUGUUGUAAAUGUUUGCUUAUGGUUUUACUAUAGGUAUGUGAAACAGUGAGUGGUUGUUUUGAUAUACAUUAUCUAAAUUAAGCGCUAUAUUGCGUAAUUUGUUAACUGUUAAGAAACAUUGUUGUUGUCUUUUAUGUAUUUUUUUCAAUAAGGAUUGUACAUGGAUACACAUUUUUUUUUAAAAUUCUAAGUUAUUAUAGUGUUUAUAAACACUUGCUUCUUAAAAAAUUCCAUUUCAUGUCAAAAAAGAAAUAUGUACAAAA